AGCGGAAGUCCGCCGGGUCGUGUUGUGCUGUGUGUGUGUUUUGGUGGGGAGGAAGCUGGCGUCGUGUUUUUAAAACUGUGGAGGAUUGUUUUUAUUAAAUUAAACUUUUAAACUAAACUAAAUAAUUUGAAGGAAUGCGGGGCGAAGAGUCGUCUGACUCUGAGUGCGGGAGGAUGGAGGAGAGCUCGGUCCGGAGGAGUCUGGAGACGUUAUGUCAGGAGCUCAACAUGGACGAGCAGACUGCGUCUGAGACCAUGGAGAGCUUCACUAACAUCUGGAACACCUACACUCUAGAGGGAGAGGUGGUCCACUGGUUGGCCUGUUCUCUGUAUUCAGCCUGCAGGAAGAGCUCCACUCCCACAGUGGGUAAAGGUUUGAUGGAGGGAAACUGUGUCUCUCUCACCAGGAUCCUCAGGACCGCCAAACUCAGGUGGGUCACAUCUGGAGCUGAUGUUAGAGACACACAGACAUCUGGAGCUGAU
Molecule: messenger RNA, 482 nt
Organism: Anarrhichthys ocellatus (wolf-eel)
Lineage: Eukaryota; Metazoa; Chordata; Actinopteri; Perciformes; Anarhichadidae
Product: retinoblastoma-like protein 1
Exons: 2
Biological process (GO): cell differentiation; negative regulation of G1/S transition of mitotic cell cycle; regulation of transcription by RNA polymerase II
Cellular component (GO): transcription regulator complex; chromatin
Molecular function (GO): RNA polymerase II transcription regulatory region sequence-specific DNA binding
Source: RefSeq, a predicted model, not a curated record